AUGAAGCCUUCAGAACAAGCCCGCUUCGACACGCUCCUUGAGUGGUCGGAGAAACACGGCGGAAAACUGCAUCCGUCUCUCGAGAUCUACAACGAUAAUGUCACCAAGUAUUCCCUGCGCGUCAAACCGUCAACCGGUGAUGCCCUGCAGCCGGGCUUCAGGGCAGUUACGUGCCCCGCUACAACAACCCUCAGCUACCUGAACGCCCUCAUCGAUGGUCCCAUCAAACUCACCGAUAAUGCCGCUACCAAUCCCACCGAUUCCCCACCAAGUCCACGGACUGGGGCAUUCCCUCCCAGCUUCACCCAAUCCGUCCCGCCCCAUGUCCUUGGCCGCUUCUUUCUAAUCAAGGAGUACCUCAAGGGGAAGGAUUCGUUCUGGUGGCCAUACCUCGCAACCCUGCCCUCCCCAGACCAAGUCAACGCCUGGGUGCUGCCGGCAUUCUGGCCCGAGGACGACAUCGCCUAUCUGGAGUGCACCAACGCCCAUGUCGCCAUCCAAGAGAUCCAGGCCAACGUCAAGGGCGAGUUCAAGCAAGCCCGGAAGAUCCUGAAAAAUGAGAACUUCCCCGACGUCGCCGCCUAUACGUCCCUGAUGUACAAAUGGGCUUUCACCAUCUUCACCAGUCGCAGUUUCCGCCCCUCCCUCAUCCUAUCUGACACCACAAAACGGCACAUAUCCACCCUCCUUCCCCAAAGCGUCGAACUCGACGACUUCUCCAUCCUCCAACCCCUCCUCGACAUCGCCAACCACUCCCCCACGGCCGUCUACUCCUGGGACACCACCUCCCCCGCCGACGCCUGCACGCUCGUGUGCGGUGACCGCUACCCGCCCGGCGCGCAGGUCUUCAACAACUACGGCCUCAAAACCAACAGCGAGCUCCUCCUCGGCUACGGUUUCAUCCUACCGCCCACCCCCUCCCUGCACAACGACUACGUGCACCUGCGCAAGACCCAGCAGCGCCCGCCCAGCUCCGACCCAACCAUCACCCACAACCCCCACCUCCCCCAAACCUUCCUCGUCUCCCUCCGCCCCGUCACCCACCCCAGCUCCGCCGCCGUCUACCGCGCACGGCCAACCCUGAACCCAACCCCCCUCCGACGACCAAUCCCCGACGGCGGCGACAACAACGAUGGAGGGCGCCACCACCACCACCAGCAGCAGUGGAAGUCUAGCGCUGCUCCCCUGCUUCGCGCACUUCGAGCCCGCACUGCUGACCGACCUAGCCACGACGCUAGCGACGCCCGCGCAGCUGCAGAUGACGGAGCAGUGGCUGCAAGAAGCGGGGGGCGGGGCGGCAGGUUGGGGUGGGUGUGGAAGUGGAAGUGA
Messenger RNA from Chaetomium globosum CBS 148.51, 1329 nucleotides. RefSeq lists its product as uncharacterized. The record is from RefSeq and is a predicted model, not a curated record. Gene Ontology annotation, molecular function: protein-lysine N-methyltransferase activity. The coding region runs from base 1 to 1329 and encodes 442 amino acids. Lineage: Eukaryota; Fungi; Ascomycota; Sordariomycetes; Sordariales; Chaetomiaceae. The transcript has a single exon. Gene Ontology annotation, cellular component: nucleus. Gene Ontology annotation, biological process: peptidyl-lysine monomethylation.